Musa acuminata AAA Group (dessert banana) is the source of this 675-nucleotide messenger RNA. Its product is annotated as ethylene-responsive transcription factor ERF017-like. Bases 1 to 675 code for a protein of 224 amino acids. NCBI's taxonomy places the organism in Eukaryota, Viridiplantae, Streptophyta, Magnoliopsida, Zingiberales, Musaceae. Gene Ontology annotation, molecular function: DNA-binding transcription factor activity; DNA binding. Gene Ontology annotation, biological process: regulation of DNA-templated transcription. The transcript has a single exon. The record is from RefSeq and is a predicted model, not a curated record.
AUGCCGCACCCCGCUCUUCCCGUCCCGUCCUCAGUGUGUCGGAUUGGAGCAAAAGCAAGAGACCGGGAAGACAGGAGGCGGCCACGUGUCAGCACCCCACCAACUAUGAAGCCGGAGGGGGGGAAGGCGGCGGCGGGGGAGAGCGAGCGGGGCGGCGAGGUUAGGUACCUGGGGGUGCGGAAGCGGCGGUGGGGGAAGUGGGUGUCGGAGAUCCGCCUGCCGCGGAGCCGGGAAAGGAUCUGGCUGGGGUCGUACGACGCCCCCGAGAAGGCGGCCCGGGCGUUCGACGCCGCCGCCUUCUUCCUCCGCGGCGACGCCGCCCGCGUCAACUUCCCCGACCAGCUACCCAGGGACGGCCCCGCCGGGGGGGCGCUCUCCCACGACCAGAUCCAGGCCGCGGCCGCCCGCCACGCCAACGGGACUCCGCCGGCGGCCUCGGCGUCGGGGGCUUCGGACGGUAUCGUGACGGACGAGAACCAGGAGCUCGACGAGUCGUUCGUCAGGUUCAUGGCGAUGGACGACAAUGCGGACUUCCCGUUGCUCUACGAGGACUUCUUGUACGGGGUUUUCCCUGCGGCCGGAGCGCCGAUGCCGCCUCAGGACGGUACCGCCGGCAUCGACGAACACGAUGGGAAUGAGGUUUUUGAUGAAUUCCCUGCGCUUUGGAGCUUCUGA